Molecule: messenger RNA, 1826 nt
Organism: Amborella trichopoda
Lineage: Eukaryota; Viridiplantae; Streptophyta; Magnoliopsida; Amborellales; Amborellaceae
Product: FMN-linked oxidoreductases superfamily protein
Biological process (GO): tRNA processing
Molecular function (GO): tRNA dihydrouridine synthase activity; flavin adenine dinucleotide binding
Source: RefSeq, a predicted model, not a curated record
AGAGAGAGAGAGAGAGAGAGAGAGAGAGUUUUUUACCUGCUGGUGCCGCUGUUGCGGCGGAGGAAGCUGGAGCGGCGGCCAUGGCGUGGUAUCUCCGUUAUCAACCUCCUCUCCAUGUUCUAUAACAAACUCUGCUCCACCCUUCUAACAACCAUCAACCCUAAGGUCGUCCCUCUCCCUCCUCACAUAAACCCUAAUUUAUUUUCUCUCUAUUCUCUGCGUCAUCUCCAUCCCAUACACUCUCCCAGAUACCUCUCUGUCUCUCCUCACAUGGCUCAAUUGUUGCUUGGAGAAAAUAACGGUUGCUCUCUCUCUAACCCUCUGAGUUUCCCUUCUCCACAUUGUUGCAUUAGCAAUAAUUGUUAUUCGGAAAAAGAGGAGGCUGGGUCUCUUGGUGUACCUCGUCCAUUGUGCAUCAAUGAUGGGUCUACAAGGUCCGAGAGAGCGUGGGCCUAUUGGAAGAAGCUUGGAGAGCCAAAAUUCAUUGUUGCUCCAAUGGUUGAUAACUCGGAGCUCCCCUUUAGGAUGCUCUGCCGCAAAUAUGGUGCUUCUGCUGCUUACACUCCCAUGCUCCAUUCCAGAAUCUUCUCUGAGAAUGGAAAGUACCGAAGGGUGGAGUUCACAACCUGCAAGGAGGACCGUCCUUUGUUUGCUCAAUUUUGUGCAAAUGAUCCUGACACAUUACUGGAAGCGGCACGGAUGGUCGAACCUUACUGUGACUAUGUAGACAUAAAUCUGGGGUGCCCACAGCGAAUCGCCAAACGGGGAAACUAUGGUGCCUUCUUAAUGGACAACCUCCCUCUUGUGGAAUCGCUUGUGAAGAAGCUCUCCCUCAGCCUCAGUGUCCCUGUUUCCUGCAAGAUCCGAAUCUUCCCCUGCCUCAAUGACACCUUGGCCUAUGCGAAGAUGCUCGAGGAUGCUGGCUGUUCUCUUCUUGCUGUGCAUGGCCGAACAAGAGAACAAAAAGAAAGCAGGAGUGCACGUGCUGAUUGGAAUUCGAUCAAAGCUGUUAAAGAAACCCUCAGUAUUCCUGUCAUAGCCAAUGGCAACAUACGCCAUCUCGAGGAUGCCCAUCAUUGCAUGGAGGAAACGGGUGCAGAUGGGGUCCUCUCGGCUGAAGCUCUCUUGGAGAACCCAGCUAUUUUUGCGGGGUUUAGAACAGGAGAGUGGAGAGGUUAUGGUGGAAAAGAGGGCGGAUUAGAUCAAGCAGAUUUGGUAUUGGAGUACUUGAAGUUGUGUAGGAAGUACCCAGUGCCUUGGAGGAUGGUGAUAUCUCAUGUGCAUAAAAUGUUGGGGGAGUGGUUCAGGUUGCACCCAGAUGUCAGAGAGGAGCUCAAUGCACAAACCAAUGUCACCUUCGAGUGGCUUGAGAAUAUGGUCCAAGGCCUCAAGGGGCGUGGAACCAGGCUUCGGCUUUACUUGCAUAUACCCGAAGGGUGCCAGGAAUGAUUGAAUUAUCCUGUACCUCUAGGACCCUAUUUGCAUUUCAGUGGGUUGGUCUGGUAUGAGAAGUUAUGGGAAAGAGUAUAUUACAGCUUCUCUAAUUCGUGAAUCUUGGAAGUUAAAACUUUUGCAACGUAAUUUGGGAAAAGAGGAUGUUAUGGAGAAAUCUCCAUAGGAAUGAUUGAAUUAUCCAGUCCCUUUGGGAUAUUGGACGUUAAAUUUUUUGUAGGAAAAGAGGAUGUUAUGGAGAAAUCUCCAUUCUUGACCUUUGGAAGAGGUACUUAUGUGGCCGAUUGAUUCAUGGAGCGUCUAUGGAUGUAUAUUACUUUUUAAGAAGUUUAAUCCUAAGGAGAUGAUAAUUAUAAAAAGAAUGUUCAUGAGCA